GUUCGGUGAUUCAUCAGAGGAACUUGCCUAUUCAAGUUACUGCAUGUAUCAGUGUGGUGACAUGGAUCAUCAGCUCAAGUACUGAAUAAGGGAAGUGUGUUAAUAGCCGCAUUUUUAACAAACUCACCUCGUUUAUAUCAUGUUCUUUAUACUUUGAUCAACGUUUUUAAAACUCAUCAGCUCUGCAAUUUCCGGGAACUUAUCAUAAAGUACAAAUUCAACAAUCUAUAUCUAAAUCGAUGCAAGAUAUUGAAAACACAUUACAAAGUUUAUGAUUGACCAUCGUGACAUAUUCUUGUAACCAACACUACGUUACUUGCUUAUAGUUGUUAUGUACCUAUUGUUGGAGUCCAACUAAUUGAGCAUGUAUUAUGAGACUCAUUUUGAUUUAUUUAUUUUAACUGUUUGUUGUUCUUUUUUUUUUAUCUAUGUUUGUAACUAAUUGAUACAAAAGAAACACUUGAAACAAAGAUUAAUAGAAAAAGGUUUUAUAACCAAUUAAGAAAGUGAAACCAAAGUUCCAUUUCCUCAGCAUGUGACACAAAUACCAGAAGGUUGUACUUCUACUGCCAUAAAUAUCGCAACGUGUCUCAAAUCUUCUGGCUGGCUGACAUCUGAAAGUUGACUAAUUUGAGUUUUUUUUCUUUAGACAACAGAUUAUUAGAUAUCCAUAGAUGUGUUCACUUAGAUAAAACUCAUAUAUUUAUAAAUUAUAAUUGUUUAGCUGGAUGUUCGUAUUAUUCUAUAGAUUGUGCUGUCAAGCAAGUCAGAGUUUGUAUUGUAUCCUUUCACCCCCUUGUCUCUAGAGAGACCACUGAUGAUUUGAUGUAGAUACGCAGUUGACUAAAUGUAAAUAAACAAAGGUACUCAUAAUAAAGUAAUAAUAGAUUGGAUCAUAUAUGGAACGAACAUGUCCGGGAAAAGAUACUUUAAGACCAGAAAAAUUAGAAAUGGUGUCCCAUGAUAAGACCAUAACCAGAAGUUAAUACAUAUAAAUAUACUAUUUAAAAAACAUUCUUAGUAAAAAAGAUUUUAUUUUAAGAAUGUUUUCAUUUUGAUGGAUUGCUACAUGAAAUGAUAGCUAAGGAUUGAAUGACAUAUAUCUAGUUAUGUAAUAAUUUAUUUUCGGAAGUUCUAAAUGUUUUUUUUUUGUAAACUAAGUUCUGAAUGUUGACGUUGUAAUCUUUUAUAUUUAUUAAUGAAAUAUGCUUGUUUGCUGUAAAAUAAAAAGUGAAUGACAAAUUGACAUUGCAUACUUGUUUACAUAUAUGUUACGUUAUUUUGCUACGUACAAAUAUCUAUGAAAUGGAGUAAGUUAUUGAUCUACCAAUUACAAAGUAGCUCAUCAAGUCAAGAACAAGAAAAAAAUUCCAAACAUAACCACACACCUGUUAGAAGAUUACACAGUAACUUCUGUCCUCUGUCCUUCUUUAGUUUAGUUAACAUAUACCUCUUCUUUAGUCUAAUAUUUGCAGAUAAACGAUAAAAACAAAAUAGUUGAGAUUGUAAUAUGUGAUUGAAGUACACUUAAGAUAAUUCAAUACCAGCAAUAUCCAAACAUCGAAAUGCUAACCAUAGUCAAAAGAGUAGUAUAGAUUAUCUUACCAGUAUGAUGAGAGCAUUAAAUUAAUUAAUUAAAAGAAAGAGGACAAAUUAACCUUUUGAAACUGAGAAACGGACAAAUGAUAUAUAUAUACUAUCUGAAAUGAAUGAUCACAUUUUCUCAGUUUCAGGAACUCAGAAAAAAAAGAGAACUCUCUGAAAAAGGGUUCCUGAGUAAAAAAAGGUUCUGAUUUUAAAUCUUUACUAGAUUCUUCUCUGCUCUCUUUUUUUCCCUAUCUCCUGGGUUUCCUUCUCAGCUCCGUUGAUGGAUGAUAGAGACAAAGCUCUUGAAGAAGAACAUAAGGAUGGAGAUUCUGCUGAGAUUGCAGACGAAGAGCAGCUAUGGAGGCGAGGCAUUGUCUCAUCAAGAGCACCACAAGAUACGGGAGAUGAUCUAAUGAGACGUAAUGCAUCCUUAACAUCAAGCCCUAUUGGCAAAAGAGUCAACUUCUCUCCAAUGCCCAGCCCUAGAAUCUUCCAGCGUGGUGCUUCCCUCAGUCCUUGUUCGUCCUCUUCAAGAAACAGACCUAAUAAUAGCCUGAAGAGUCUGAUCCCAAAGUUGACCUUCAAAAACAAGAACAGCAGUAACAGUAACAUGGAUAUCGAGAAAGCUGCGGAUUUGGCCUUUGGUGCGUCCCCUCCUUCUUCAGGAAACGCCAGAGAGAGAUCCACAUGGACGCUCAGUAAUAUUUUAGCUCCAAGGUUGAAGAAAACUGAGUCCUUGCCUGUAACCCCUAUAGCUCACUCGAACCCUGGGUCCACGCAUGGGAGAUAUGUGGUUGAUCAGGUUGCUUCCAUGGUGAGUAACUUCAAUAAUUGUCGAUCCAUGUGAAAUUAUACUGUGGUUUGUGCUGUUAUCUCUUUGGAAAUAGACGUUUUCUUGUCUCGCACGUCGUCUUGGUGACAUUAGAAUAUGUUUUGAGUAAUUCAUUUUACUUGUAAGACAAGUUUAACUGAUCAGGUUAGCUUCUGCUUUACUUCAUUGUUGUUUUGUCUCAACAGAAGAAAAGGCCUCCUCUGCCUUUUCACCGAUCACGCUCUGUUCCAGCAUUCAACAAAGAUGGGAGUCUAAGGCAAUCAGGUGUUUUCCGGGUGAUUCCUACUCCGAACAUGACACCAACCAGAAAUAUUAA
Molecule: messenger RNA, 2735 nt
Organism: Brassica napus (rape)
Lineage: Eukaryota; Viridiplantae; Streptophyta; Magnoliopsida; Brassicales; Brassicaceae
Exons: 1
Coding region: 1868-2434 (188 amino acids)
Source: RefSeq, a predicted model, not a curated record